This is a messenger RNA of Arctia plantaginis, 2643 nucleotides long. NCBI's taxonomy places the organism in Eukaryota, Metazoa, Arthropoda, Insecta, Lepidoptera, Erebidae. The record is from the annotation of a GenBank genome assembly.
AUGGAUUUUAAUAACGACCUAGCAGCUUUUCAAGGUGCAUUAUUGUCAGUGGACCACGUUCAUCCGUUGCCCAGCUUAACUUCAAAAGGAGGUAAUGAAGCAAAAGUCCACCAUGUUAUACAAAGUUUAAAGAGAUUCUUGAAGGUGGACGGGUAUAUAGAUGAAAAAGGGCUAGUUAGAGAAAAAAUACCAAAAAUGCGUAAAUUAGCUAUGUAUCUAAUUUUAAACGCAGAUUUUCCCGUAUUACACAGUAUGAUACAUAUCACCGAAAUAGAACCAAUAUUGUGGUCAAUCCCACCUCUACCAAAAUAUCUAAUGUGUGAAAUGAUCUGGCAACUUCAUAUGGAAACAUUUCUUUAUGAGAUAAUUGCAAAAUGUACUCCACAAUUAGGAAUCGAGGUCGCAGAAUCAUUUUUGGAAAACUUUAAAUACUUUGGUCCAACUGAAUGCAUUAGUAAAUUGGGAAAUAUCUCUGCAGCAUGCUAUGCACUUAUAUGUAGAAUUAACUGCUUUAAAUUAGAAGAUAGCAUAGCACUAAAUCAUAUCUUGACCGGUAUUUAUGAGACUUUUCAAAGCUUUUUAAAAUAUUAUACAGACCCACCAAAUAAACAUCUAUUAGAUGAACUUAGCCGUGAUGAAUUAUAUAAAUACAAAGGACAACGCUUCAAAAAUAUUCUGAACCUGGUCUAUAACUGUGUCACUAUGUACACUCAAGAUACGAAUCCUAAUUGCGACGACCCUCUAUAUAAGGUAACAUACAAAACAGCCAUCCUUCACAAUACUACAUGCAAAGUUUGUGAUAGUCCAUCUCAGUUACUAUUGGAUUUUGUUGACAACGGUAAUCUGUUCUUAUUAGAUGUUUUUAAGGACGUUGUCAUGGAUAUCAGUGUGGAUAUAUUUUGUGCUUGGAGUGAAUUUGAAGAAGAGGAUAAAAGUAUGCAGCAGUCUAUCGGAGAGCUAUGUGAUAAAGUGCUAGUGUUGUUAAGAAGUAUUGACAAUAUCGCUGAACAUCCCGUUGUACGCAUGAUCCAACAGAUGGCACGAAAACCAACCGAUAUAAAAGACAUCAUUAAUGCAACGGAUACCGCCACUAUAUUGAACAAAAUAAACAAAUGUGACGAGGAGUCGGUGGAAUGGAUACAUGCUUUAGUGCAUAAAGACCAACUAUUGCGACAUAUGGACCUAGUUCAUGUCAUUCACGAUCAUCUAAAUAUAUUUGAUGAGGCAGAAUGUUUUGAAUUAUUCAAAGCAUUCGAAAAUGUUGCAGUUGAUACGGCUACUCUUGUAAACAGAGAGCUUUUGCUGUCUACAAAAAUUAGAUUAUUCCAUGAAUGUAAUGUGUUAAACAAACAUACAAUAAUGAAGGAACAUUUUAAGGAAAAGAUAUUUAUCAAUGUAAAGAUGGAAGACGACUUUGAUUUAAGAUUAAAUAUUAUGUUUAACAGGUUCGUUGGGGAUAUUGAUGUGGACUUCACGGAUGUCUUUACUUUAUUUUAUCAAAACCCUCGUAAAGUUUAUACCAAAAUAUUUGGAUUGGCAACACAAAACACUAAGCUAAUAGAACCAAUGUCGAAACUCAUGCAAUUGUUAAUAGACUAUUCAGAAUAUUGUUAUAACACUGAAACAGAACCGUGUAUGAUCACCAUUAUGAAAUUCAUACUUAAUAAAUGUUUACAGGAUGGUUACAGUUGUAACUUUCUGAAAUUUAUUUGUGACUUAAAAAAUAAUAAUAUAGUAUCUACUUCACAGUUAUUGAUGUUAGUAAUUAUGCCCACUAUACACGAGGCGUUACUUGUCAAAGACGUUGAUAAAAUUAAUAUUCAAAUGGAACUAUUAAUUAAAGCUUUUCCUGUCGAAGAGUUGUUGCCGUACAGGCCACCUAUGCUUGUAAUGAUGGCUCAAAUAUUGGAGACUGUGCGCCUAAGGGCUCUCGCAGCAUUUCGAGUACUUUCAUUGAAAGUCGUACAGAAAGUAAUUAAGUUUCAACAAUCGAUCGUUAGGACUUAUAUAAAUGGAAUACCUGAAAGGGAAGACAGGUGGUUGAGACAAAAAGUGCAGGCCCUGAAAAUGAACCCACUAAACUUUUAUUAUUACCAGCCUCUGUGGAAGCGAGAUAACAAGUGUUAUUUUGAAACCAUAUCGGAAGUCAAGCUCCGUGAAGUCGGUUUAAACUUGGUGGCUACACGUCUAGCUUUGUCAUGUCCAUGGACGACGGUGGAAGAGUGGUGCGAAAUGUAUAAUAAUUUUGUAGAGAACAACAUCAGCCCAUUGGACGCAUUAAAGAUGUACCAUGCCGCUGUCGAUGUUAUGACAAAGAAAAUUGGCUCCUUCCGUACAACAAAUACCGUGAAUUGUUUGCUGUAUUGUUACGGCAAUCUAAUUCAUAUUAUAAGGUACAAAUUCUUGAGUGAACCUCUUACAAAUGAGCGCGUGUCGGCUACUUGCUCCCUGUUAGCAAAAAACCUUAAAGAUUCGAACGAAAUAGAUGUUAAUGACAUUGGAGCUGUCGUAAUGCCACUGUUUGCGUACUUAGCAGAGAGGAAGAACGACUACACAGUGAAUGUACCCAAAUAUUUUAGAGAUACUAAAUAUCUUCAUAUAGUCAACAGAUAUAUUCCUAGUGAUGAUAAUAACGUGGAAUAG